Molecule: messenger RNA, 5127 nt
Organism: Canis lupus familiaris (dog)
Lineage: Eukaryota; Metazoa; Chordata; Mammalia; Carnivora; Canidae
Gene: SACK1G
Product: family with sequence similarity 83 member G
Exons: 6
Coding region: 212-2680 (822 amino acids)
Biological process (GO): BMP signaling pathway
Cellular component (GO): cytosol; nucleus
Source: RefSeq, a predicted model, not a curated record
GCGCCCCGCUCCGCCCGCGCGCGCCCCUCCUUGCCGGCUCUGCCCCGCGCCCGCCCGGCUCCCUAUGGGCAGAGCUGCCGAGCCGCUGCUGGAGCCCAGCGAGCGCCGCGCCGGAGUCGGGGAGUCGGGAGCCUGACCUUGCGGAGCGCCCUGCCGCCCCCCCACCCGGCCCAGGCACAGGCACAGGCACAGGCGUCGGGGCAGUGGCAACAUGGCCUUCUCCCAGGUGCAGUGUCUGGACGACAGCCACGUCAACUGGCGCUCCAGUGAGUCCAAGCCCGAGUUCUUCUACAGCGAGGAGCAGCGGCUGGCCCUGGAGGCCCUGGUGGCCCGCGGCAGGGAGGCUUUCUACGAGGUGCUCAAGCGGGAGAACAUUCGGGAUUUCCUAUCGGAGCUGGAACUCAAGCGCAUCCUGGAGACCAUUGAGGUGUACGACCCAGGCUCCCAGGACCUGAGGGGAGACGUCCGGUCGCGGGGCCCUGAGGACGAUGGCGUUGGUGACAGCGAGGAGGCCAGCAGGGCAGGUGGGGACGCCACCCAGGCCGAGCCGCCGCCCUCUCUGGAGUACUGGCCCCAGAAGUCCGACCGAUCCAUCCCACAGCUGGACCUGGGCUGGCCCGACACCAUUGCCUACCGUGGGGUCACCCGGGCCAGCGUCUACAUGCAGCCCCCCAUCGAUGGGCAGGCUCACAUCAAGGAGGUGGUGCGGAAGAUGAUCAGCCAGGCCCAGAAGGUGAUCGCUGUGGUCAUGGACAUGUUCACCGAUGUGGACAUCUUCAAGGACCUGCUGGAUGCCGGCUUCAAGAGGAAGGUCGCCGUGUACAUCAUCGUGGACGAGAGUAACGUCAAGUACUUCCUGCACAUGUGUGAGCGGGCCCGCAUGCAUCUGGGGCACCUCAAGAAUCUCAGGGUGCGGAGCAGUGGGGGAACAGAGUUCUUCACACGGUCGGCUACCAAGUUCAAGGGGGCCCUGGCCCAGAAGUUCAUGUUCGUGGAUGGAGACCGGGCCAUCUGUGGCUCCUACAGCUUCACGUGGUCGGCUGCAAGGACGGACCGGAACGUGAUCUCCGUGCUAUCCGGCCAGGUGGUGGAGAUGUUCGACCGGCAGUUCCAGGAGCUGUACCUCAUGUCCCAUGGCGUCAGCCUCAAGGGCAUCCCCAUGGAGAAGGAGCCAGAGCCAGACCCCGUCGUGCUGCCCUCCGUGGUACCGCUGGUGCCCUCAGGCACCGUAGCCAAGAAGCUGGUCAACCCCAAGUACGCGCUGGUCAAGGCCAAGAGCGCCGACGAAAUCGCCAAGACCUCCUCUGAGAAGCAGGAGGUGAAGAAGCCCCCUGGGCUGCGGGGCGCCGCACUGGCUGAGCGGCCCGGAGACCUCCCGGAGGCACCCCCGCCGGUCCACCCCGGGCUGCUCCACCUGGAACGAGCCAACAUGUUCGAAUACCUGCCCACGUGGGUGGAGCCGGACCCGGAGCCCGGCAGUGACAUCCUGGGCUACAUCAAUAUCAUUGACCCGAACAUCUGGAACCCCCAGCCCAGCCAGAUGAACCGCAUCAAGAUCCGAGACACAUCCCAGGCUGGCACCCAACUGUGGAGGCAAAGCCAGGACUGCAGCCCCGCCCCUGGGCCCAGUGCCCCCCAGGAUGGGGCCCUGGCUGAGAACGGCCUUUCCCAGGGGGAUCCCGAGCCACAGCCCCCCGUGCCCAAGCCCCGGACGGUCCCUGUGGCAGACCUACUUGCCCAGGACAACGGCAGUGUUGACUGGGCCCUGGAGACCCCAGCAGAGAAGAUGCCCCAGAAUGGGACAGACCACGCAUCCCCCCGGACACGGAGCUCAGGCCAUGCCCCACUCCAGAGGCAGGUGUCUCUGACCCUGGAUGACCCUGACGGCCAGGGAACAGCGAUCCCCAACGGGCUAGAUGGGGAGGAGGAUGAAGAUGAUGAUGACUAUGUGACCCUCAGUGACCAGGACAGCCUCUCAGGCAGCUCUGGCCACAGCCCCGGCCCCCAGCGGCCCUCGGCGGCCUCCUCUUCUGUGUCAGACGAGUAUUUUGAGGUGAGGGGGCGCUCGGUUCCUCUCCAGAGGCGCCACUCAGAGCAGGUAGCCAACGGGCCAGCCCAGACCCCCCGCCGACAGCUGAGUGCUCCCCACAUGACCCGAGGGACCUUUGGUGGACCCCUGGGUGGUUUACCAUGGGCCCCAGGUCGGGAGAGAGAAGAGGCAGCUACCCCAAGGAGGACACAGGCUCCACAUUCCAUGGACAAGGAGACACAGGGCCAGCAGAGCCCCCACUACAGAGUCCCUGUCUCGGGGACCAGGGAUAAAGAUGCCUUCCUGCGGCCGAUGAGGACCUCGGGACCCCUGCGGUACCGCCCUGCUGCUGACGGCGCCCAGAGCUCGGCCAGGAAAGCGGGCCCCGCCGUGGCAGGCCCAUACCCCUGGCAGGUCAAGGGUGGCCCCAUGCCCCGCACGCUGGCAGAUCCUGGGACCCCAAGGCCAGCCCAAAACGCCAGCCCCCAGGCCGAUGGCAGAGUCCCUGAGGAGCACCCAAGUCCUUUUGGAAUCCCGUACUCCAAACUGUCCCAGUCGAAGCACCUCAAGGCCAGGACGGGCAGUGGCCAGUGGGCCUCCUCUGAUUCUAAACGGAGGCCUCAGGCCCCCAGGGACCGCAAGGACCCCUAGCAUCCUGUCCCUGGGCCUGGGGCCAUGCGGUCCGUGGCCUCUGCCCCAGCCCAGACUCACCAAGCAGGUGUUUGCGGGGCUGCUCCAGGGAUUGGCAGACGGGCCGCCCGGACCAGAGCCCACCCCGGAAGGUGGGAAGGUGGGGUGGAUGGCGACAUUGACACUCACCUGGUCAGUGCACCAGUACCAGGUGGCCAUGAUGGUCAAACCGAAGGUCAUCCCAGUCCACGGGAGGUCCCCUGUGUAGGGGUCUCGGAACAUGUGCAUGGCAUCUGCACGCGGCACGUGGCAGGUUGUGUUGGCGAUGAUCCUGGAUGGGAUGGCCUGGGCGUAGGCGACCGCCAGCUGCUCAUACCCGCCGAUGUGGUCAAAAGCUGGAGGGGGUGGGACAGGGACGGGUUGGUGGCUGGUGGCCCUGACUCCGGGCCCCCACUUCCCAAUGCAUCAAACUUGACUUUUUCCCACUCACCUUUCCUGGUGUCUAGAAAGGCAUGGAGGGUACAGGGUUUUAAAAAAUCGGGGAAUUCAAAUGGCUGUUUUAUUUGUAUUUAAAAUAUACUAUUAAAUGAGCAUUUUGCACUGGACACCACAGUGUCCUCUUGGCCCUGGAUGCCUGUUGGCCCCGGGCAAGGGGUUCUCUGCCAAGCUUCAGGUUGUCAAAUCAAGGGAGCCAAAGUAUUCUUUCUUGGCAUUUGAGGACCUUCCCGCGGAGUCUAAAGUGUUAAAGUCCUGAGCUGAGGCUUCCGAAGGAUGUGAUUUUGGCAAAGCUGAGGAUGGCUGGCAGUCAUGUAGCACUGAGAACAGAAACAAGUCCCAGCAGGGGCAGGGGAGUGACCAGGGCCGCGUGGCCAGCCGGCUGGGCUCAGGCCCGAAGGCUUUUGUCUCGAGACCAGACCACUUUCACUCCCUCACUGUUUCUGUCUACCUCAGGGUCAGGGCCCUGUGUGGCCAAAUUCUGGCCCAUCUGUGGCUUUUGCUGUGUCUACAAUCAGUCCCCUCCCAUCCAGGCUGGCCCUGGCUGCCUGGGUCCCCCUCCUGCAGUGGCUCCUGGGGACACAGGUCCCUGGUCUGAAAGGAGGCAGAUACAGAGACGACUGAAUACAGGAAAUCCUCUGUCUCAUCUGUCCCCAACCCUGCCUUUCCCAACCAGGAAGCCUGCUGCCCGGACCCUGGGUCCUUGCCUCACUGCCACCUGGAGCCUGGGCCGGACGAGUACUUGGGGCAAAUGUACGAACACUGUACAGAGGUCCGAGAUUGCCUGGCCACGGGAUCCUACAGCCUGCAUCUGGAGGAGGCUCAAGAGUUCUUGUGUACUUCUAGAGACGGGAAGUUCACUACCUAUUGGGGCAGCCCUCCAGGUUACCAGACCAGUAGCACCGACCGGUCUAAACCCUCUUCUCUCUUUCCGUGCCACGGCCAGCGGGCUGUAGCAGCACUUCUUGGGGUUACGGACGUGAGUUUGAACAGUUGGAGCAGGCGCCCAGGCAGCUCUGUGGUCUCCUGAUUGUGUGCACACCUCACCAUCAAGCCCUGAGCCAGGACAGGGGCAGUGGCCCAGCAUUCCUGGGUCAGCUCCACACCAGACCUGAGGCCGGAGCUGGUGACAAACACAGCUGGGCGCUGGCGGUGGGAGAGGACAGGCAGCCUCUGUCAUCCAGGGAAGACCAUCCGGGGGUACUGACUGCCUGGUGGCUUGUCCUUGGGAGUCCACCCCCACCCAGUGCUGGCACCUGGGUCCGGGCAGGCCAGCCCCCAGACAGCCUCACCUUUGACAGUCAGGAUGAUGGCCCCCACCACCAUGAUGAGCGUUUGCAGGGCGUCCGUGUAGAUCACAGCAGCCAGGCCCCCUGUGGGUAGAAACAAGGAGGCUGGAGGGAGGGACUGCUUUCCCGCAGACGUGUCCCCUGCCCGCUCGUGGGCGGCUGAGCUGUGGGGCCCAUCAGCUGGGCCCGCAGAGCCAGCUUCCCAUCCACACUGGGCCGGGCCAUUGAGGAGGCGGCCCCCUGAGCCCCGCCAGCCCCUCAGGCUCUGGCACGCAUCUGCCCAGCCACACGGGUGCGCGGGUUGGGGGGCAGCUCCCCUUGCGAGCCCGCCGCCGGCUGGGCACGUACCUGCGAUGGUGUACAGGGCCGUGAUGAUGAGCAUGAGGAUGGUGGAAAGGUAGAAGUUCCAGCCCAGGCAGAUGUGCACAAAGAGGGCGCCCGCGUACAGGUCAAUCUGGGGAACCGGAAAGAAACUUGUGUGGAGGCUCGAGGUGACCGCAGGAGCCAGGGCAGCACUCAUGUGACAUGUGGCCACGAUGCCCCAUGGACAGGGAGGGACAGACACGCACUCCCUCCCCUACACACCUGUCGGCGCUGUCGCAAGGGUGGGAGGGGGUCCCGGGUGUGGACAGGCUGUGUGCAGGGGAUGUUGCUGAUGUUAAUAAAGUCCGAAGUGGCUACCAA